AAAAUGGCUGCCGGUUUUGUUAUUUUUCUGUCGAUUUUUAGUUUUUGACAGUUAUAAUAUCUGUUUAUGUUUGUUUUGUUUUUUGUCUGAUGGUUUGCUGAAUUGACGGGUUUGAGAUGGUGCAGAAAUACCAAUCACCCGUUCGGGUGUACAAAUACCCGUUUGAAAUAGUGAUGGCCGCCUACCAAAAGAGAUUUCCAACAUGUAAAAUGAUUCCAGUAUUUCUAGGCAGUGAAAUUAUCUCUGAAUAUCACAGUGAAGAUGGAGCUGAGGAAACUAUUGAAAGGAGAUGUCGCUUGAAUGUUGAUGCACCAUAUUUAUUGAAAAAGAUUGUUGGAGUGGAUUAUGUGCUAUUUAAUCAGACCAAUGCCUUGGAUCGAAGAAAUCGAACUUUAAAAAUUACUGCUUUUAACGAAAGUUUUGCUUCCAGGGUUACUAUUAAUGAACAUUGCAAUUAUUCUGUACAUCCAGAAAAUUCUAACUGGACCUGUUUUGAACAAGAUGCUAGUCUCGAUAUUAAACAUUUUUUCGGUUUUGAAAGUACUGUAGAGAAAAUUGCUAUGAAACAAUAUACAGCUAAUAUUCAAAAGGGUAAAGAGGUUAUAGAGUAUUAUAUAAAUGAACUAAUAUCUGAAGGUAUAACCAAUAUACCUCCAUGGACAGGACCCUCGGAAGAAGACCGAGAAAAAACACCAACUGUAGAAAAUGCUCCAUCCCAGGAUAGUGGGUUACAACGAUCUCGCUCUAACAGUGUUACUAGUCAACAUAGUCAAGCUAGUCUAGUAUUAGGGGCAUCUGCUGCUACCAUUAGUAAAAAUGGAGAGGAUGAAGAUGAAGCUAUACCAGAAGCUAAGGGUAAACUAGAUGAUGAUUAUAUUAAAAGAUUUUUGGGACAUCUUACUAUGGUGGAGGAGAGUAGUUUGGUUCAGUUAAGACAAAGUUUACGAGAAACUCAUAAAGGAAAGAUUCCUAAAGAUGGUCAUAUCCUGAGAUUUUUACGUGCUAGAGAUUUUAAUAUUGAUAAAGCAAGAGAAAUGCUGGUUCAUUCUAUGGCUUGGCGUAAACUACACAAUAUAGAUAAUUUAUUGGACACCUACACCCCUUCUCCUGCCAUGCAGUCAUAUUACCCUGGCGGCUGGCAUUACUCUGAUAAAGAAGGGAGACCAUUAUAUAUAUUACGACUAGGACAGAUGGAUGUAAAAGGACUGAUGAAAUCAGCAGGAGAAGAAGCUAUACUCAAACAUGUAUUAUCAGUAAAUGAAGAAGGGUUAAGGAGAGCUGAAGGGGCCACCAAUAAAAGGGGCUAUCCUGUCAGUGCUUGUACGUGUAUUGUUGAUCUAGAUGGAUUAAGUAUGAGACAUGUGUGGAGACCAGGUGUUCGAGCUUUAUUACGAAUCAUAGAAAUAGUGGAAGCCAAUUAUCCCGAAACUAUGGGUCGUUUGUUGAUCGUUCGAGCUCCUCGUGUUUUUCCAGUACUAUGGACAUUAGUUAGUCCGUUUAUAGAUGAAAAUACUCGUAAAAAGUUUAUGAUUUAUGGUGGAAAUGAUUAUAAUGGUCCUGGUGGAUUAAUCGAGUUUAUUGAUAAACAAUAUGUACCUGAUUUCCUGGGUGGGGAUUGUUAUUGUGGUGUACCAGAAGGUGGAUUGGUACCGAAAUCUCUGUAUCAAGAAGAUUUAAUAGAUAAAUCACCAGAUGACCCUCCUUUAAGUGUUGAUAGUUUAUAUCUUACUGCUUAUGUGCUUAAAGAUUUUCCUCAUGAGGUAUUGAUACAAGUGCCUCAGAGAGGUUCUGUGAUAACGUGGGAUUUCGAUAUCCUCAAAGGUGAUAUAACAUUUACUGUAAUCCGGUGUAAACAGAGUCAAUCAACAGAUUCGGCACAUCAACAUCAUGUCAGUGGUGCAGUGGGCGGAAUCAGGUCUACUCAAUACAUCACUAAGUCUAUGGUGGUGGGCGUGGAUCUAAGCAUUGUGGAACCACCCCAUAUAUGUCGAGAUGGUGACAGCGUACAGGGUUCCCAUGUUACAUCACAAUCUGGUAGUUAUAUAUUACAGUGGAAAUAUUUUGAUUCAGCUAGAGCAUCAUUUGACUUCCCUCUGACAUCACAUAAAUCUAAAGUGAUGUAUUAUACUGAACUACUACAAUCAGAGGCUUUCAAAGGCUCUAUGACUAGUUUACAAUCAUGUCAAAGCGGAUUUUCUUCUUUAAGUAUUGGUACUAAUAACAGUGGAGCUAGUCCCGGACCUUCCAGACUAAGAAGAUGAUAAGCUACCGGUAUAAGGAAUAGAAGAGUAAUCAAACCCUGCCCCUGUCAACCCAAUUGGUAUUUGUAAGCCUAUUGAUACAUAUGUUUUAGGAUAAUGGACUAGAGGGAUUUUAGUUUGUGAUAUUAUACCGUUUAUUGGGUGGUUUUAGAUAGAAUAAUACAUAUCAUAUUUGGGAGAUAUCAAAAGUCACAAGAAGAAGUAGUGUACAUGUAUUAGAAAACUGAAAGUAGAAAAAAUAAUUCAGCACUUUGACUGCAAAGUCUUAGUCAUACCCAUUUGUAAUAUUUUUGAUUAAUGCCUGGUGGUGAUUAUUCUGAAACUUGCUGCCUUUGAUUGACCGGAGAUCAUUUGACAUUGAUACUAAGGAAAUAUCCU
Molecule: messenger RNA, 2639 nt
Organism: Lottia gigantea (owl limpet)
Lineage: Eukaryota; Metazoa; Mollusca; Gastropoda; Lottiidae
Exons: 15
Coding region: 117-2261 (714 amino acids)
Cellular component (GO): cytoplasm
Source: RefSeq, a predicted model, not a curated record